AUGUGUAUUAAUACAGAGAGACCAAAACCUGUAUUGAAGGUGAGUCCAGAUGAGCGUGUGUUCAGUGGAGAGACAGUCACUCUCACAUGUGACAUACAGAGAGCAGGAGACAUUCAGUGGACAUACAGCUGGUUUAAAGAUGGAAACCCUUUCUAUCCACACACAACAACAACAACAACAACAACAGCAAAGAUCAGUUUUAGUGCCGAUAAGUCUGAUAGAGCUGAAUACAGCUGUAGAGGAGAGAGAUCAGACUCACAGAGAUCAGACACCAGUGCUGCUGUUAGACUGACUGUAUCAGGUGAGUGUUCAUGUUCACAUCUGUUUAAUGAUCAUUUACAUCAAUAUUUUUUGUUCAUCAAUAUCAACACUCAUAUGUGUAUUUAUACAGAGAGACCAAAAGCUGUAGUGAAGGUGAGUCCAGAUGAGCGUGUGUUCAGAGGAGAGACAGUCACUCUCACAUGUGACAUACAGAGAGCAGGAGACAUUCAGUGGACAUACAGCUGGUUUAAAGAUGGUUCAGUCAUCAGAGACGUCACUGAGAGACUCUACAGCAUCACAUCUGUGUCUGAUAGAGCUGAAUACAGCUGUAGAGGAGAGAGAUCAGACUCACAGAGAUCAGACACCAGUGCUGCUGUUACACUGACUGUAUCAGGUGAGUGUUCAUGUUCACAUCUGUUUAAUGAUCAUUUACACUGGAAGCUCAGGCAGCAGUCACGGGGAGUGUCUCCACAGCCGUGGCUGACUGGAGGAGACUCAGUGACUCUGAUCUGUGAGGUUACAAGGGCUCCUCUACAGGCUGGGCCGUUCAGCUGGUUCAGAAUUGAUGAUCGUGUGUCAGACCUUGUAGCAGCAGAGGAGCUGGAGAGGCUCUUACACACUCUCAGAUCUGCUGCUCUACAGCACUACAGGAGUUUAUCACGUGCAGAGCCAGAGAGAGGACGACCGGACCUGUACACAAGAACAGUAGCUUACACAGACACUGUGGAUCACUG
Molecule: messenger RNA, 995 nt
Organism: Cyprinus carpio (common carp)
Lineage: Eukaryota; Metazoa; Chordata; Actinopteri; Cypriniformes; Cyprinidae
Product: B-cell receptor CD22-like
Exons: 3
Biological process (GO): cell surface receptor signaling pathway
Molecular function (GO): transmembrane signaling receptor activity
Source: RefSeq, a predicted model, not a curated record